Messenger RNA from Micropterus salmoides (largemouth bass), 1216 nucleotides. RefSeq names its product perilipin-2-like. Lineage: Eukaryota; Metazoa; Chordata; Actinopteri; Centrarchiformes; Centrarchidae. Gene Ontology annotation, biological process: lipid storage; positive regulation of triglyceride storage. Bases 83 to 1111 code for a protein of 342 amino acids. Gene Ontology annotation, cellular component: cytosol; lipid droplet. The record is from RefSeq and is a predicted model, not a curated record. The transcript has 7 exons.
GAGCGCUAAUUACCUACACACCACCUUAUGUGAGCGACGGUUUUCCUACGAAGCAGUAGGCUACCUAGGAGGGCUACUAAAUAUGCCGUCGAACAACAACCAGAAGGUACAGACUGCAGCUGCCAGACUGGCCAAGAUGCCCAUGGUUCACUCUGCUUGUACCAAGCUGUCGGUCUUGUACAUCGACACUAAAAGCACCCACCCUAAACUGAGGUCUGUGUGUGAGGUGCUGGAGAGCAGUGUGACCGCUAUAGGCUCAGCAGCCUGUGACAGAGUUUCCCCUGUCAUUCAUAAACUGGAGCCCCAGAUUUCCAUUGCAAAUGAUGUUGCAUGUAAAAGUCUUGACUGGCUGGAGACUGUGUUCCCAGUGCUUCACACACCCACACAGCAGAUUGUUGCAACUGCAAAGAACAAGAUGCACGAGAUCCAGGCCGUGGUGAACAUCGCAGCCAGCGGAACUAUGGACUGUGUGCAGCACACAGUCACAUGGCUGAUCGGAAGGAUACAGCAGGCUGAUGACCAGUCACUUGUUGAGAGAACCAUCAGUGUGGCCAGUGCAGGACUGGACUCUACUCUGAUCAUGUCAGAGGCUCUGAUGGACCGAGUGUUUCCUCCCACUGAAGAAGAAGAAGAAGAAGAAGAAGCAGCUCACUUGUUGGAGGGUUUUGAGGCAGCCACACUCAGGAGCAGUUACUCUGUGCGACUGGUUUCCCUGGCUGCCAAGCUGUAUAGGAGGACCUACCACAUGGUUGGGUCCAAGAUGCAAUCUGUUCAGGUCAUUGAGAAUUUGUGCAGGUCUCCAGGUCUGGUUCAGGACCUUCAGACCAACUGGGUGACCUUGGCCUGGAGCAUCCAUGGGCUGCCUCGGUAUGUGCAGCAUCAGCUUGUGUCUGUGUGCUUCUUUAUGUCCCAGAUGUAUAACUUACGCUGCCCGCCAUCCAAACACCAGUCUAAUCAGGAUGAAAGUUGUUCCAAUGCUGCUGAGACCACAUCAUCUCACAAGGAUGUGGUCCAGGUCCCCCAACAACCUACACCUAUAAGCCGAAAGAGGCGGCCGACCAAGAUCGUGUUUGACCGAGGGUGUAAUGUUAAAGGAUGUGUUCGUCGUUGAGAUAGAAUACUGUUAUUAUUUGAUAAAGAUGUGUGCUGUGCCACAGCUCUUAAGAGAAUGCAACUGCAAAUUGUCAUAAAAUAAAACUUUAAUAUCAUGAACUUU